AUGAACGCCAGGGCAGACGAAAUCAGGCCAGAUGAACGCCAGGCCUCCAUUUUUAUGGAACAUCGAAUGCAUCUUCGCCAGAGUGUACUUGGCUCCAGUACUCUUCGUGGCGACUGCCUCUCCUUCUCCGUCUGCUCACUCAACACAUUUUCUCACGAGUGUCAAGAAUUCGAAAAUAAUUUGCCUAGUCAAAUUUUCCUCUUAGAUCUUAUGCCUCAUCCUUGCCUCCGUCCCACUGACACUCAGAAGGCGUGCCCAGCCGUCCCACAGACACUCAGAAGGCGUGCCCAGCCAUCCCACAGACACUCAGAAGGCGUGCCCAGCCGUCCCACAGACACUCAGAAGGCGUGCCCAGCCAUCCCACAGACACUCAGAAGGCGUGCCCAGCCGUCCCACAGACACUCAGAAGGCGUGCCCAGCCGUCCCACAGACACUCAGAAGGCGUGCCCAGCCGUCCCACAGACACUCAGAAGGCGUGCCCAGCCGUCCCACAGACACUCAGAAGGCGUGCCCAGCCGUCCCACAGACACACAAGGCGUGCCCAGCCGUCCCACAGACACUCAGAAGGCGUGCCCAGCCGUCCCACAGACACACAGAAGGCGUGCCCAGCCGUCCCACAGACACACAGAAGGCGUGCCCAGCCGUCCCACAGACACUCAGAAGGCGUGCCCAGCCGUCCCACAGACACACAGAAGGCGUGCCCAGCCGUCCCACAGACAAUCAGAAGGCGUGCCCAGCCGUCCCACAGACACACAGAAGGCGUGCCCAGCCGUCCCACAGACACACAGAAGGCGUGCCCAGCCGUCCCACAGACACACAGAAGGCGUGCCCAGCCGUCCCACAGAUAGAAGGCGUGCCCAGCCGUCCCACAGACAGAAGGCGUGCCCAGCCGUCCCACAGACACUCAGAAGGCGUGCCCAGCCAUCCCACAGACACUCAGAAGGCGUGCCCAGCCGUCCCACAGACACUCAGAAGGCGUGCCCAGCCAUCCCACAGACACUCAGAAGGCGUGCCCAGCCGUCCCACAGACAGAAGGCGUGCCCAGCCGUCCCACAGACAGAAGGCGUGCCCAGCCGUCCUACAGACAGAAGGCGUGCCCAGCCGUCCCACAGACAGAAGGCGUGCCCAGCCGUCCCACAGACAGAAGGCGUGCCCAGCCAUCCCACAGACACUCAGAAGGCGUGCCCAGCCGUCCCACAGACAGAAGGCGUGCCCAGCCAUCCCACAGACAGAAGGCGUGCCCAGCCAUCCCACAGACACUCAGAAGGCGUGCCCAGCCGUCCCACAGACAGAAGGCGUGCCCAGCCGUCCCACAGACAGAAGGCGUGCCCAGCCGUCCCACAGACAGAAGGCGUGCCCAGCCGUCCACAGACAGAAGGCGUGCCCAGCCGUCCUACAGACAGAAGGCGUGCCCAGCCGUCCCACAGACAGAAGGCGUGCCCAGCCGUCCCACAGACAGAAGGCGUGCCCAGCCGUCCCACAGACAGAAGGCGUGCCCAGCCGUCCAACAGACAGAAGGCGUGCCCAGCCGUCCAACAGACAGAAGGCGUGCCCACCUGUCCCACAGAUAGAAGGCGUGCCCAGCCAUCCCACAGACAGAAGGCGUGCCCAGCCGUCCCACAGACAGAAGGCGUGCCCAGCUGUCCCACAGACACUCAGAAGGCGUGCCCAGCCGUCCCACAGACACUCAGAAGGCGUGCCCAGCCGUCCCACAGAGAGAAGGCGUGCCCAGCCGUCCCACAGACACUCAGAAGGCGUGCCCAGCCAUCCCACAGACACUCAGAAGGCGUGCCCAGCCAUCCCACAGACACUCAGAAGGCGUGCCCAGCCAUCCCACAGACACUCAGAAGGCGUGCCCAGCCGUCCCGCAGACACACAGAAGGCGUGCCCAGCCAUCCCACAGUCAGAAGGCGUGCCCAGCCGUCCCACAGACACUCAGAAGGCGUGCCCAGCCAUCCCACAGACACUCAGAAGGCGUGCCCAGCCAUCCCACAGACACUCAGAAGGCGUGCCCAGCCGUCCCACAGACACUCAGAAGGCGUGCCCAGCCAUCCCACAGACACUCAGAAGGCGUGCCCAGCCAUCCCACAGACACUCAGAAGGCGUGCCCAGCCGUCCCGCAGACACACAGAAGGCGUGCCCAGCCAUCCCACAGUCAGAAGGCGUGCCCAGCCAUCCCACAGACACUCAGAAGGCGUGCCCAACCGUCCCACAGACAGAAGGCGUGCCCAGCCAUCCCACAGACACUCAGAAGGCGUGCCCACCUGUCCCACAGACAGAAGGCGUGCCCACCUGUCCCACAGACAGAAGGCGUGCCCACCUGUCCCACAGACAGAAGGCGUGCCCACCUGUCCCACAGACAGAAGGCGUGCCCAGCCGUCCCAGACAGAAAUGUGUCAUAAUUCUCUGUAAAUCGAAGGGGGGCAGAGCUGGUUGAACAAAACUUUAAAAAAUACUCCAACAAAUACUAAUACAAAUAAUUAUUAUAAUUAUGGUAAUAAUGAUAUUAAUAAUAAUUGUAAAAUAAUAAUAAUAAAAUAACAAUAAAAAAUAAUAAAUGGGAAAAAAUAUUAAUAAUAAAUAUUUGUGCGUGUUUGCAUAUACGCCUCUUGAUCUCACUUGAGUUUGUGUGGAUGUGAAGUUUCGCGCCGUCCCCCCUCCUCUCUUUUCCCCCCUUUCUUGUUAGGCUUUAUUAAUACUUUGGUCCGGUGAAGGGGAAUGAUGUGUGUGUGUGUGUGUGUGUGUGUGUGUGUGUGUGUGUGUGUGUGUGUGUGUGUGUGUGUGUGUGUGUGUGUGUGUGUGUGUCAAAGCCAGGUCUUACGACCUGAUUCAUCAACGGACAACCUAAAGGUUGGAAUCAGUCUCAUUGUGUGAAUAUGUCAACCUUACGAACUACUUAAAAUUAUAAUCAUUUUUUUCUACAAUUAUAUAUAUACCCUGUGAUAGUGAGUGUCUACGAUACCUUUGUCUACUAUUCAAGGAAUUGUAAUAUACAUAUAUUCAUAUAUAGGUCUAUUGUCUAGUCCAACAUACAAUUACUUCAGAAUAAAACAUGUAAUCCGGUCAA
Molecule: messenger RNA, 3067 nt
Organism: Procambarus clarkii (red swamp crayfish)
Lineage: Eukaryota; Metazoa; Arthropoda; Malacostraca; Decapoda; Cambaridae
Source: RefSeq, a predicted model, not a curated record